AUGGUCAUGCAAAGACACCACCUCACCUGCGCAGGAAUAGCAUUCGCUCUCUACCUUCAUCACCUCGUCAGCACCAUCGAAGUCCCUCUGGAUUCAAAUAUUCAGAGUGAAUUGCCUCAGCCCCCCACAAUCACCAAGCAGUCCGUGAAGGACUACAUCGUCGACCCGAGGGAUAACAUCUUCAUUGAAUGUGAAGCCAAAGGGAACCCCGUUCCCACUUUUUCCUGGACGCGGAACGGGAAGUUCUUCAACGUGGCGAAGGACCCCAAGGUGUCCAUGCGGCGGCGGUCAGGGACGCUGGUCAUCGAUUUCCACAGCGGGGGACGGCCAGAGGACUACGAGGGCGAGUACCAGUGCUUCGCCCGGAAUGACUAUGGCACUGCUCUCUCCAGCAAAAUCCACCUCCAGGUUUCUAAGUCUCCCCUGUGGCCCAAGGAGAAGGUGGAUGUGAUAGAGGUGGAUGAAGGCGCCCCGCUCAGCCUGCAGUGCAACCCGCCGCCUGGCCUGCCCUCUCCCGUCAUCUUCUGGAUGAGCAGCUCCAUGGAGCCCAUCCACCAGGACAAGCGCGUCUCCCAGGGCCAGAACGGCGACCUGUACUUCUCCAACGUCAUGCUGCAGGACGCCCAGACCGACUACAGCUGCAACGCGCGCUUCCACUUCACCCACACCAUUCAGCAGAAAAACCCCUACACCCUCAAGGUGAAAACCAAGAAACCCCAUAACGAAACGUCUUUACGAAAUCACACUGACAUGUACAGUGCCCGAGGGAUUACGGAAACAACCCCCAGCUUCAUGUAUCCCUACGGGACCUCAAGCAGUCAGAUGGUGCUCAGAGGGGUGGACCUCUUGCUGGAGUGCAUUGCUUCAGGAGUACCAGCACCAGACAUCAUGUGGUACAAGAAAGGAGGAGAGCUCCCAGCAGGCAAAACCAAGCUGGAAAACUUUAACAAGGCUCUUCGUAUCUCCAACGUCUCCGAGGAAGACUCUGGGGAGUAUUUCUGCUUGGCAUCGAACAAGAUGGGCAGCAUCCGCCACACGAUCUCGGUGAGAGUGAAGGCUGCUCCAUACUGGUUGGAUGAACCCCAAAACCUCAUUCUGGCCCCUGGUGAGGAUGGCAGGCUGGUGUGUCGAGCCAACGGGAACCCCAAGCCUGCGAUACAGUGGCUGGGGGGGGGGGGGGCCCUAGACGGGGAGCCUAUAGAAGCUUCUCCCCCCAACCCGAGCCGAGAGGUGUCUGGAGACACCAUUGUAUUUCGAGAUACCCAGAUCGGCAGCAGUGCUGUGUACCAAUGCAACGCAUCCAAUGAGCACGGCUACCUUCUCGCCAAUGCCUUUGUCAGCGUCCUGGACGUGCCUCCGCGGAUACUGGCCCCCCGCAAUCAGCUCAUCAAGGUGAUUCAAAACAACAGGACCCGACUCGACUGCCCCUUCUUUGGCUCGCCGAUCCCCACCCUGAGAUGGUUUAAGAACGGCCAGGGGAACACGCUGGACGGAGGAAACUACAAGGCACAUGAGAAUGGGAGCUUGGAGAUGAACAUGGCUCGGAAGGAGGACCAGGGCAUCUACACUUGUGUCGCUACCAACAUCCUGGGUAAAGCGGAGGCCCAGGUUCGCCUGGAGGUCAAAGACCCAACCCGGAUCGUGAGAGGCCCAGAAGAUCAGGUGGUGAAGAGGGGCUCCAUGCCUCGCCUCCACUGCCGCGUAAAGCACGACCCCACGCUGAAGCUCACGGUCACCUGGCUGAAAGACGAUGCACCCCUGUACAUUGGAAACAGGAUGAAGAAAGAAGAUGAUGGUCUGACAAUAUAUGGCGUGGCUGAAAAGGACCAAGGGGAUUACACCUGCGUAGCUAGCACGGAGCUGGACAAGGACUCAGCUAAAGCGUACCUCACCGUCCUAGCUGUCCCUGCUAACCGUUUGAGGGACUUACCGAAAGAACGCCCCGACCGGCCCCGUGACUUGGAGCUGACAGACCUGGCCGAGAGGAGCGUGCGGCUGACGUGGAUUCCCGGAGAUGACAAUAACAGCCCCAUCACAGACUACAUUGUCCAGUUUGAGGAGGACCGGUUCCAACCUGGCAUGUGGCAUAACCACUCCCGGUACCCUGGGAGCGUCAACUCGGCCGUCCUGAGCCUCUCUCCUUACGUCAACUACCAGUUUCGGGUGAUUGCGGUGAACGACGUGGGCAGCAGCCUGCCCAGCGUGCCCUCCGAACGAUACCAGACCAACGGGGCACGUCCUGAAAUUAACCCAACAGGAGUUCAAGGUGCAGGGACCCAAAAAAACAACAUGGAGAUCACCUGGACGCCUCUGAAUGCAACUCAAGCUUAUGGGCCCAACCUCAGGUACAUCGUGAGAUGGAGGCGAAGGGACCCCCGAGGGAGCUGGUACAAUGAGACGGUGAAGGCACCGAGGCAUGUCGUCUGGAACACGCCCAUCUACGUCCCCUACGAGAUCAAAGUGCAGGCAGAGAACGACUUUGGUAGAGCACCGGAGCCUGACACCGUCAUCGGCUAUUCAGGGGAAGAUUAUCCCAAGGCUGCGCCUACAGAUGUUAGGAUAAGAGUGUUAAACAGCACUGCCAUUGCUCUGACCUGGACCCGGGUGCACCUGGACACCAUCCAGGGACAGCUCAAGGAGUACAGAGCCUAUUUCUGGAGAGACAGUAGUUUGCUGAAGAACCUGUGGGUCUCCAAAAAACGGCAGUAUGUGAGUUUUCCUGGAGACCGAAACCGGGGCAUAGUGUCCCGGCUGUUUCCUUACAGCAACUACAAGCUUGAGAUGGUUGUAACCAACGGGAGAGGAGAUGGGCCACGCAGUGAAGUUAAGGAGUUCCCCACACCAGAAGGAGUGCCCAGCUCCCCCAGGUAUUUAAGAAUCCGACAGCCAAAUCUGGAAAGCAUCAAUCUGGAGUGGGAUCACCCAGAGCAUCCCAAUGGAGUCCUCACAGGAUACAACCUUAGAUAUCAAGCCUUUAACGGAUCCAAAACAGGCCGAACCCUGGUAGAGAACUUCUCUCCCAACCAGACAAGGUUCACCCUGCAGAGGACAGACCCCAUCUCGCGCUAUCGCUUCUUCCUGCGCGCACGGACCCAGGUGGGAGAAGGAGAAACCAUAGUGGAGGAGUCGCCAGCCCUGCUGAACGACGCCACGCCAACCCCAGCUGCAACUGGGUUGCCUCCAACUACAAUCGGUCUAACCAGUACUACAACAACCCCAACUACCACAACUACCGACACAACUACCACAACUACCGACACAACUACCACAACUACCGACACAACUACCACCACCACCACCACAGCCGCCACCACUCUACCCGCCACCACCGUCGCAAGCACUACAGCAGCUACAGAGAGGGCUCCGGCAGCCACCACAAAGCAGGAGUUGGCUUAUACCAAGAAUCACGUGGACAUCGCCACGCAGGGCUGGUUCAUCGGGCUGAUGUGUGCCAUAGCUCUCCUGGUCCUGAUUCUGUUGAUCGUCUGCUUCAUUAAGAGGAGCAGGGGCGGGAAGUAUCCAGUACGAGACAAUAAAGAUGAGCAUCUAAAUCCCGAAGACAAGAACGUAGAAGACGGGUCGUUUGACUACAGGUCUCUUGAAAGCGAUGAAGACAACAAACCCCUGCCAAACAGCCAGACCUCCCUGGACGGCACGAUAAAGCAGCAGGAGAGCGAUGAUAGCUUGGUGGACUAUGGAGAGGGGGGCGAAGGGCAGUUUAACGAGGACGGCUCCUUUAUCGGCCAGUACACGGUGAAGAAGGACAAAGAGGAGACCGAAGGCAACGAGAGCUCGGAAGCCACCUCCCCAGUCAAUGCUAUCUACUCGUUGGCAUAG
This is a messenger RNA of Nipponia nippon (crested ibis), 3837 nucleotides long. The record is from RefSeq and is a predicted model, not a curated record. Lineage: Eukaryota; Metazoa; Chordata; Aves; Pelecaniformes; Threskiornithidae.